Molecule: messenger RNA, 6103 nt
Organism: Clupea harengus (Atlantic herring)
Lineage: Eukaryota; Metazoa; Chordata; Actinopteri; Clupeiformes; Clupeidae
Gene: paqr9
Product: progestin and adipoQ receptor family member 9
Cellular component (GO): membrane
Molecular function (GO): signaling receptor activity
Source: RefSeq, a predicted model, not a curated record
UUGUGGUAGCAUUGGUUUUUUAAAUGAUGAUUUCUAUUAUAGCGCGUGAAAACUUGACGUAAAUGGUUGAAGCAUGCAUAUGGUUGUGCUUCAGGCAAGUGUUUCGUGUAGUCUAGUGCUUUCGUGCCAGAGACAGAGAGAGAGAGAGAGAGAGAGCCGCGCUUUCCUGCAGUAGCCGCUGGAUGGCUACAAUGUUGCUCAGCACAGUGCGAGAUACGGCUUAAAAAUUAGUAGGUUAUGUACAAAAAUAGACCCUCCCUCGGAGUCGUCAUAAUGGUAGAUAUACGAAUAAUGCGAGUAGGCAACCUUAGCAAUACAACUUCAACCGCUACAUUCGCAAGGACGUGUCUUCGACGACUUGCGUAAAUUCACUGACAUGCGACUGGCCAACAUCACAUAUUUAUAUAAGACAUCAACUGCUCUGUGGACUGUUCACGGGUGAGCUCAUGGAAAGGACGGAUUACUUCGAGUGAUUGAGUAGAGCUACACAGGAGACGCAGUUAAAGCACCGCUAACUACGCACGUCGGACCGCUACUCUCUCUCUCUAGCCUACCUCGUGUCUCCUCAAGACUGAUAUUUCUCAGAGGGCUUUAACCGUCUUCACACAGAGUCAAGGACAAGAUAAGAGGAACAUAGGCAGUUCAAAGACAGCACGUGAAGCCAGUGCCCACGAUCACUUGACCGAGUGAAUUUAUUGCCCUCUUGGAUCACACGCUCUGCCGGAGACUGACGGGUUAAGACGUAAAAGGUAACACGGCGACUUCAAAUGGAACGUGCUGUCACUUUUUCAUCUUGAAUAGUUUAAUAUACCUCGUAGUCCUGCAUUCGCGAAUACCGGCCUGACCGAGUUCUGCUUUCCUGCUGGCAAUGCCUUAUUAUCGGGACAAGUUGAUAAAUGAGUCAAGGACAUGUAUUAUGCAUGAAGGACCGUGAAUAAUAGAAAUUACAGUCGCCCCACGUCCAGCGGUCCGGCCGAUUCACGAGCUUGUCCCACGCGACCUACUUUCACCGGGAGAAUUGGUGAUGCGAAUAAAAUAUAUUUUGCUUGCAUUUGACGGUGUACCCUACUCCGGGACUGCAGCUCUACGGUGAGUUACUUGACCGAAUCUGUACACGUAACGUAAAGAUGUCAUCUCAUACCAACGGUUGAAUUUGCUUUAAAGCGGAAGCAUGAAUGACUUGAAAACUUGAAUACAAAAAGGCUGCACGCAAGAUUUUGAAAUAAGACAGGUCACACUUAAGCCAAAAAAAAAAACGGAGAAAUGUGAGCAUAGUCAAAAUAUCAAAAUGGAGAUUAAACAUUAACUGUGCUGUGAGUUGCUCUGACGUAACUUUUUUGGACUGGGUCAAAGAGGCACCUGUAAGGGAACAUAAUUUACAGGAUUCAAGGCUGUUGACCUUUCCAUGCUUGCCACGCUUUUCAUUGAAACCCUUGCCUGAUCUUUUUUAUUUUUGGAGUGAAUCUCAGGGAUUAUUUUUGGAUAUUACCUGCUUUGUGUACCAUGGUUGAUGCUUCAGUGACUGACAUGAAUGCCCUUUGCUGGAUACAAGCCUCAAGACUUCAGUGACAAGGAAAUGCUCUUGUAUUUUGGCAGUAGUGAAAUGUCGAGAGAGACUGGUCAGCAUUGGACAGUCCACAUCAACAAGCUGUUCCUAUGUGCUACUGACAGCUAAAGAAAACAACUACUUUUAUUGAGCUGCAAUAAAGCAAUAAAAUGUUUACCCUGGAAUGAUGACAGUAAGAUUAGAAAAGAGGAACUGUAAAGAGGUACUGCACCCUGAAUUAGUUUCUAUGAAAUAGUCAUAUGUCAACUUGACUUGCAUCAUCCUUAACCGAUUUCACUUUAAGUGAAUUGAAUUGAAUUGAAUUGAAUUGAAUUGAAUUGAACUGAGACAAAUUUAAUUCACCAUGUGGUCCCUGCCGCUCCUGCGUCACACAGACGUGCCUCCGCGCGUCACCGAGAACUUCAUUCUCUCGGGUUACCGUUUCCCCAACUACAGCCUCCGCCAGUGCCUGGCCUCUGCCUUCCGUCCCACCAACGAGACCGGCAACUUUUGGACCCACUUCCUCCCCAUCUUCAUCUUCGCCUUCCACUUCCAGGAGGUGUUCGGCUGGGAGGGUGUGCCCGCCCCCUCUGACCCCUUCUUCUACCCCUACUGGAACUACCUGCUGGGGGUGUGCUGUCUGCUCCUGGCUAGCAGCCUGGCCCACCUGCUUAACUCCAUGUCACUGAUCAUCAGGGAGAUCUGCUUCUUCGUGGACUACGGCACCAUCAGCUCCUACACCGUGGGCUCCUCCCUGGCCUACUACUAUUACAUCCACCCGCGAGCAGGGCUCCCGCCUCUUGGAGGUGGCUUUGGAGCGCAGAAUGAGUCGCGCCCGGGGCUGAAGGGUGAAGUCGAAGAGGAGUCGUCGUCGUCGUUGACAUCUUCUGCUUGGUUUUGGCUGCCGGAGUUCAAGGUGUUCUUUGACUCGUUCUACAUCCCCAGCUCGUGUCUGGUGGCCAUCAUCUGCGUGCUGGCCUGCUGCAACACGCGCCAACGCUGGCGCACCUACCGCUACGCCAUCCGCACCCUCGUCUUCCUCCUGCCCUUCUUCAUCUCCUCCACGCCCAUCUUCUACCGCCUGCUCAGCCCGUGCCCCUACCCCUCCGACUCCUCCUCCUCCGCCGCCGCAGACACCACCGCCCACUACUUCUACCGCCACUGCUUCUGGCUGGUGGUGUCGGCGCUGUUCAACAUCAGCAAAGUGCCGGAGCGCCUGUGCCCGGGCGUCUUCGACAUCUGGGGCCACAGCCAUCAGUGGUUCCACUGCUGCACCUUCCUGUCCAUCCUGGACGAGCUGCACAUGAUCAAGGCCGAGGUCCGGGCGCUCGUCCUCCACCCGACGCUGGUGCUGCCCCCGGCCGUCCCCACCCCGCUGCCGGGCCCGGCGCUCCUCACCACCUACGGGGUGAUGGUGGUGCUGCAGGUCUGCAUCGCCAGCGUCAUCGCCUGGUUCAGCUGGGGUGCCUCCCUCACUUACACUCAAGAGCAGAAACAGCUGAAGCAACACUGAUUGCCGGUGAGAAAGUUCAUUGGUGGACACUUAACACGUGUAGGUCUGCUCUCAGACCUUCUCAACUUCUGUUGUGACAUUGGAUUUGUUUUAUGAACUGUUUUUGUUUUUAUAGAUGAUGUCAUUCUCAUUGCACUAAUGAGGUUUAUACCCUUUACUGAUUCAUAUUUAACUGAUGGAGGCCAGUGAUCUGUUUAUGUUUUCAACCUUGAACUCUGCCCUGCUCUAUGGACGGAAGAAACACUGCUUGAAAUUGAAGUGAAAGUUCACCAUGUUAGUUCUUCCUGUGUAGCUAUUUGCUGUGCUGGGCUCUGAGGGAGUUCCAGAAGUUCCAGUGUGUUCUACAACAAGAUGAAAAUUCCUUCUCCCAUGGGGUUGUAAAGGCACAGAGAACACCAGGGAGUUGUUGCUGAAGGGACACUGUAACCCCAGUUGAUACCACGCUAAUCCCAUGUUUUAGGAUGUUAUUUCUGAAUCACCUCCUACCCUCCUUUCCCUUUGGUGUUUUUGCCUUGGGUUUUUAUCCCAAGUUGUUCCUUAGAACCACUAUACUCGCUUGCUCUCUCUCUCUCUCUCUCUCUCUCUUUCUCUCUCUUUCUCUCAUGUCUCAUUUCCUCUGUUGUUUCCCAUGAGCCAUUAAACAGGAAGUCAAGGAGCCACAAACAGCGUAAAUGGCUGAGGUUUCUGGUCGCCUUGUGCUUUGAUGGAGGAAAUGAUAGGGCGAGGCUCUUGUGUGGUGAUGCACUUAAGGUUCUGGGGCAUUUCGGUCCAUCAUUCAUUUCUCCUUUUAGAUCUGUAAUGUGAUGUUGUACGUACACAUAAAUUAUUGUGCUAUGGAGUACUGUAAUGGAGAAAGUUGUUUUUUGAAAAAAUUUACAUUGAACAUAAUCUAUGCAUGUCUUAUGGUCAUGACUCUGUUGGUGCUUGAAUGAGCAACCGAAACAAGAGAGGUGCCUUUAAGGCCACAAAGGAAGUUUAGGCGAAGUCUGUCUGCCUGCUAGAAAAUGCAACACAAAGAACACAUUUUAGAACAGAAAUGUCUUCUUUUGUGGCCUAUGUUUUGGUGAUGGUUUCUGCUUUUUCCUCAGUAGCAUUCAAGCCAUACCUAGAAUUAGAAAACAUAUCACUGUUACCUUUAUUAUGACCUAGUGUUAUUGUUCUUAUUAUUACUAGGUAAUAUAAGCAAUAGUCCUGACGAAUGCAUCAGGGUUUAUAAUUAUUUUAGCUUGCACUCAUCACACUGGAUGCUUUCAGGAAGUGGUGGUGUCUGACAAAUCCCUUGAGUGUAAUGCUGGCACCAUUAGGUUACCCAGCAGCACCAUGGGAAUGGAACCGAGAGAGCACUUGCCCAUUUCCUUUGAGCAUUUGGCUGUGGAAACUCCUUAGGCCUUUUCUUUGGAAAGGCUACUUUUACAAAGGGGUGAAGACAGAAGUGCCACUGUGAAGCUAAGUUGCUGCUGUUUCCCGGGGUCAGUUCCACUCAAAAACAUUUAAGACUUUCACUCUGCACUUGAAUUUGGGGGGAAUCUCUUGCCGGUCAUCCUGUUGGAAAAGAACCGGCACUGGAAUCCCCCUACAUUUUGAUAUUUGAUAUUUACUAACCAGUUUAGUAAACCCCACGUCCUAACACACAUUUCUGCCUGCAAGUGAGCACUUGAGAAACAUAUGUUUGACGUACAUACAAAGCAGGGAGAAGUGAAGGAGUGAAGAGAAGUGGAAUGCGAACCCAGGUCUUCAUGACUGACUGGGUCUGUGUCACGUUUUGAAUAUAGAACGAGCGGUUUGCCUUAGAGCUUUCAAAUGCCUCUGUCACAAGGCCCUAAAUGAAGGGACUGUGGCCAUGAAAUAACAUCAGUUGUAAGGGGGUUAUUAUUUUUGAAACAUGUUAGAUUGAGAUUUUAAAUUGUAUGUUUCACUUAUUUCCGCAUCAAGUGUUAAGACUAAAUUUGCCUCUGUAGCAAAAUGCUCAUAGCCAACUAGUGCUAAUUUGCUAAUGUGUUGCUUAAGCUUUUACAACUGCUGUUAUGCCAUGUUAAUUAAUUACUGAUUAGAGCCUUAUGACAGUCUUCUGAAAGAGUGCCUAACCCUCCACCUGGGCAUCUACUGAACCUUUCUGAACUGAACACGCACGCACCUUCCCAGGAGGUGGGCCAGGCACUGUUUGGUGUGAAAUGGCAGCCACAGCUCCUCUGUUAGUUUUGCACAGUGGCACAGACCUGCUAGUCUUACUAAAACCAGUUACGGGUUUGUUUUCCGUAUACAAACCACAAUAGACAGUCUGUCUGUUUCAGUGCGAAAGAUUCACGCUCUGAAACCUGUGUGAUGUGUGGAAUUGUUGUUUUUGUAAGUGAUGUGUUAGAUUGUGUCUUUUAGAUUGAGUCUCACCGUGUUGUACAUGAUGUUUGUUAAUCACCACGAUGUGUCCAUUGGAAUUUCACCGCAACAUGUUGCACACGCACCGUCUCAGUUGAGAACCAGUUCAAUGUCACCUAGCUGUCUAUAUUAUUUCAGUGUAACUAACUCAAACCAGCUUUCAGGAUUUGCAAGAAACAAUGCAAGGUUUUUUUGUGAUGCUGCUUCAAGAACCUUCUGGAAGAGCACAUACUCAGAAGUGUAAUCACUUUUGCUGCAUGGAUAAGUCCAUCUUUUUAUUCAUGCUCAAAACAGUGUAGCCCUCCGAACUGCAUGGACGGAUCGAGGUAGCCUCAGUAUACAUAUUAACAAACGAUCUUAGUCGUACUGCAAGUGUAACUGCCGGACUCAAGCGAUUGACAAAUAAUCAGAUGUUUCAGAUGCCAUGACUUUAAUUUAUCUGUAUCCAUGUCCUGCUAUCAGAAGUCAUUUUGGUGGCAAGGAUGAUCGUCCAAGCAGACAGGGCUUUGCAUGUUGCAGCCUAAAGAAAAACAUAUUGUUGAAUUCCUGUAUUCCGUUGAACUGUCUAUGUACUGUAUAGGGCUGGUAUUAAUGAGAGGCUGAUUGUGCCCAUUUUGAUUCUAUUUUUGUUAAUAACAAUUUAUAGACAAAUAAAUAUUGAAAUUAGGUUA